This is a messenger RNA of Loa loa (African eye worm), 3061 nucleotides long. RefSeq names its product junctophilin. The coding region runs from base 37 to 2754 and encodes 905 amino acids. The record is from RefSeq and is a predicted model, not a curated record. NCBI's taxonomy places the organism in Eukaryota, Metazoa, Nematoda, Chromadorea, Rhabditida, Onchocercidae. The transcript has 11 exons. Gene Ontology annotation, cellular component: plasma membrane; endoplasmic reticulum membrane; junctional membrane complex.
GUCGAGUAUGAGGUACGGUGCGCUAGUAGCGUUGACAUGAACGGUGGCAGAUUUGACUUUGAUGAUGGUGGUACUUACUGCGGGGGUUGGGAAGAAGGCAAAGCUCAUGGGCAUGGCGUUUGCACUGGUCCUCAAGGCAAGGGUGAAUAUGCUGGAGCUUGGCAUUAUGGUUUUGAGGUAUCUGGGGUUUAUACAUGGCCGUCUGGGAAUACUUACCAAGGUCAGUGGCAAAAUGGGAAACGCCAUGGGCUUGGAGUCGAGCAGCGUGGUCGUUGGAUAUAUAAAGGUGAGUGGACUCAAGGAUACAAAGGCAGAUAUGGACAUCGGUUGUCAAUGACUUCACAGGCUAAAUACCAGGGUACUUGGUCCGCAGGUUUUCAUGAUGGUUAUGGUACCGAAACUUAUGUCGACGGAGGUUCUUAUCAAGGACAAUGGUUACGUGGCAUGCGACAUGGAUAUGGUAUCCGGAAAAGUGCUCAACAUGGUGUGGCUGCUAAGUUUCGAUCUCGAUCACGUACCAAUGCAUCGCUAACUUCACUGAGGUCUGAGUAUGGUGAGGGUGAAGAGAAGGAGAAGAAGAAUUACGAUGAAACAAACGAAAGUCGAGGUGGCUUUGUGCUGAAAGCGUGUAGUAAAGCGCCUACCAGGCGUCGGUCUCUUUCGGAGCGUUCAUUGGCCGUCAAGCGAACGAUCCUAAGUGGUUUGCGAAUCAAAAAACAACAUUCAACCGGUGAUAUACACCAACAUGUCACUACCGGAAGUUUAAGGUCAAGCGGUAGCACAGUCAGCUGCACAUCGGACGAAUCGGAACACCGGCAAGGACGAGAGAAUUUGAUCGUGUCUCAAGAGGAUCAAAUUGAGCCGAAUACGACUGAAGUUUACAAGGGUGAAUGGAAAAAUGAUAAACGGUGUGGAUUCGGAAUUGGUGAACGAAGUGAUGGCCUGAAAUAUGAAGGGGAAUGGUUUAACAAUCGAAAAUGUGGCUAUGGGAUUACAACUUUUAAAGAUGGCCGGAAGGAAGAAGGGAAGUACAAAAAUAAUGUAUUAGUAUGCUCAAAUCGUAAGAAGGGAUUGCUGUUUGUGCGUUCAUCAAGACUGAAAGAACGUGUUGGAAAUGCUGUUGAAGCUGCCAAUCGUGCUGCCACUAUUGCUCAACAGAAGGCAGACAUAGCUGUAUCGCGAACAGCAACAGCUAAAGAACGCUCCGAGCAAGCCGAUUACAUAGCAUUGCAAGCUCGUGAAGAUGCCGAUACAGCUAGGAUGUGUGCGAAACAGUUUGCUCCAGAGUUUAGACAACCAGGUACAGAGGCGAUUCGAGUGCAGAUGAAUUGCUUGCAACAGCAACAUAGUGCUGGUACUACUACUAGCGCAAACCAUGUCUCUUUCGAUUCACCGCCCACUUCGAAAAGUUCCCAUGAAUCUCGUGACCUCUCCGAUGAACUUAUCAUUUUGAAUCCUCCUUCUUUACCGCUUGCCACACCCGAGAUCACUUACACACCGUCGCAACAAUCACAAACUCCAGGUGGUACAAUAUACCAACCUCAGCAGGUAAUGGUCAAUCUGGGUUCCUAUCAACAAGGAAUUAUGACUAACUCAGAUGCCGAUUACAUACCGUCAUCAUUGCAGCAACAUCAUCAGUCGUCCAAUCCCGGUGGUUAUCAAAGUAGUUCUGGAUUUCAGACUAACAGUGUAGCAUCAAUCUACCAGCAGCAGCAACAACAACACAGCGUUAAUUCAGUUGGUUAUGCGGGUUCACAGCAAACUUCCAUAUUUGGUCCAACUUCUUACCAAGUGUUGCCAAGCGUUUCUUCAUCACAUAAGGUUGCUGGCGGUUAUCAGCCCUCCACUCAACUCCCUGUUAUUUCGAGUACUGCUCUACCGGGUGUUCAGUUGCCCUACAUUUCUUCCUCGUCAUCGUAUCGUCCAAAUGCGGUGCCUCAUCAUAAUUUCAGUGUAACACAUCAGUAUCAGCAGAAACAGCAACAACAUCAGAAUAUUCUUGCAUCAUAUCCAGGUACAGGAUUUGCUAUACCAGAACAGCGGUCGUUCAUCUUCCAUUCCGAUAUUACAUCUUUAGAGCAAUCCAAUAACACGACUUCUAAUAUUACUGGUGAAUUACAACAGCGUCAGUUCACUAAUGGCACUACGGAUCCAUGUUCCAUUGAAAAUAUCAGUCCAGCUUCUUCUAGAAGUUUAUUACAGAAUACAAAUGCCGCUCAAAGCAGCUCACGAAUGUCUCUUAGUGAUGAUCACUACGAUCAGUACAUGAUGUUUGCAAAUACUAGCAGAAGUGGAUUAAUACAUAGGAAUAGGCCUUCACUCACGAGACAACCUUUUGCUGUGCAUGAUAUUUCGCAGAAUUUAUAUAGGCGGUCGACGUUGGCGACAGCUAGUGAUAAACGGUUAGAAGAUGUAGUGCGGCGAAGACGAGGUGGUGACGAUGAUGAUGAAUUCGAGGAGGUUGAAGGACGUGGUUCAUUACCAAAUCUCGUUGAACUUGAAGUAUCUGGGGUGCAUCUGAGGAGAGAGGAAGCGGCACGACUUGCUUCGCAACAGCGCCAAGAGUUGCAGCGCCUUCUUGAAGAAGAACAGUUAUUGCGCAGUAAUCCUCUCCGAUAUUUAUUUCACCCCACUUUUAGAGCGUGGAUAAUACGAUGGAAAAUGCCCCUCGUACUUUCAAUGGCGAAUAUUUUCCUGCUGAUGGUCUUCUAUAAUCUUCUCACUUACGAAAAACGAACGCGUGAACGUCGAUGACACAUACUGUGCUUGCGUGUCUUCUCGGAUUGGUGAUACAAUAAAAUGUUUUGAAUAUCGGUGAUAUACGGUGCUAACAGACCAAUGAUAUAUGAUUAUUGAAGUGAUUUUACUGACAGUGUAAUCGUUCCAGUGUACAUGCAUUCACGAUUUGGAAGAAUAUACGCUCGUUCAAAUGCUUCAUUUCAGGAGGUGAUAUCAGGUACACCUGGCACUUUUCUUUGUAAAAUAAUACAACUUUGUGAACAAACUUGGGAAAAGAAAGCGAAAAUCACCGCUAUAUGGUUAUUGCUUUCUAAUGAUAAAC